Messenger RNA from Anisakis simplex (herring worm), 213 nucleotides. Lineage: Eukaryota; Metazoa; Nematoda; Chromadorea; Rhabditida; Anisakidae. The record is from the annotation of a GenBank genome assembly.
AUGCUCUGGGAUGCGGGUAAUGACUCUGGCUUGGAACUUGCGGGUAAUGAUUUAGGUUGUGAUAAUUUCUUCGGAUCAGCUUCUGAAGUUUCAACAAAUAAAACUGCCUCUUUAUCAACAGCUGCUGACUCAUUGCCGUUUGAAAUUGUCGGCCUUCCCGAUUCUUCAUUCUCAUUCUCAUUUAAACUAGACUGGUUCGUUUCCAUCAUUUGA